This is a messenger RNA of Raphanus sativus (radish), 1101 nucleotides long. RefSeq names its product zinc finger BED domain-containing protein DAYSLEEPER-like. The transcript has 4 exons. Gene Ontology annotation, molecular function: protein dimerization activity; DNA binding. The record is from RefSeq and is a predicted model, not a curated record. Lineage: Eukaryota; Viridiplantae; Streptophyta; Magnoliopsida; Brassicales; Brassicaceae. Bases 409 to 1101 code for a protein of 230 amino acids.
ACGACUGUAUGCAGAGGAUCCUCAAGGGACAGCUUCAGAUGAUGAGUGGUUAUGGCUUAUUGUGUGAUGGCAAGUAUUUACACGUGAGAUGCUGUGCCCACAUCUUAAAUUUGAUAGUCAAAGAAGGCUUGGAAUUAGCGAAAAAUCUUCUGCACAACAUCAGGGAAAGCGUGAGGUAUGUGAAAGCAUCUGGGACAAGAAUUCAAGCCUUUGCAGCAUGUGUAGAGCGAGUGGGGAUUCCUAGUGGAUCUGGUUUAUCACUUGACGUUUCUACUAGGUGGAAUUCUACUUAUGAAAUGCUGGUUAGAGCGUUGAAGUUUAGGAGAGCAUUUAAAAGCUUGGAGGCUUUUGACAGGCACUACAUAUGGCUACCUUCUGAAAGAGAGUGGGAUCGUGGGCAAAAAAUAAAUGGCUAAGGAAAUGCAAGUUAAAUUUGCCAAGUAUUGGGAGGAUUACAGCAUCAUUUUGGCUAUGGGUGCAAUUUUUGAUCCAAGGCUGAAGUUACAAGUUCUUGAGAAGCUUUAUGAAACUUUGGAUCCUUCUACUUCUAGUUUAAAAACUAAAGAGCUUAAGACUCAUUUGACUACACUUUAUAAAGAGUAUCAAGAUAGGACUUGGGGCAGUUCUUCUGGUUCUUCAACUUCAUAUACACCAACUCCACAGGAUCUGGUUAAUGAAUCUCCUCUUGAAGAUGAUUUAGACAGUGAUCUCUUUGAAUUGGAAAGAAGCCUUGGGAGUAAUCUAGGAAACACAAGAACACAUUUAGAUGUGUAUCUUGAUGAGGAGAGGCUAGAUAGAAAGUCUUUUCCCAAUUUGGAUGUAUUAAACUAUUGGAGGGAAAACCAAGCUCGAUUUGGUGAUUUGGCAAUGAUGGCGCGUGACAUACUUAGUAUACCUAUCACGACAGUAGCAUCUGAAUCGGCUUUCAGUAUCGGAGCUCGGGUUCUAACUCCAUACCGAAGUCGCUUGCUUCCCAAGAAUGUCCAGGCUUUGCUCUGUACAAUAGAAGAUGUUGAUGAUAUGUGCAACGAAGAUGCUAGGAAGAAUACAACUACUUCUGGAAUCGAGGGUUCAAGAUCAGAAGAUUCAAAUGUGCGUUGA